AUGGAGGCGGCACUUCAGUUCUUGUGGAGCAACGCCUCCUCCAUCAUGCAGCUCCGGACCUCUCACGCCCUGACCGCCAUCUCGGCGCUGGGUAAUCUCGUCGUUCAGAAUAUCUAUGCGUUGCCCAGCACCUCUAUUGAGACGCAACACGGCAUAGUGAAUGGCUUCACGGAUGCAUGGGCACCAUCAGUCGCGCAAUUCUACGGCAUCCCCUACGCCGAACCGCCGGUUGGAGACCGUCGAUGGCUUCCUGCCCUGCCGAAGGAGUCCUUCGGGAGCCUGGACGCGUCGUUCCGGCGACCGUCUUGUCCGCAGACGGAUCCUCCGGGAGGCGGAGGCGCAUGGAAAGCGGAGUUCUUGAUCCGGCCCAACAGCACCAGCGAAGACUGCCUGACUCUCAACGUAUGGGCCCCAGUCGACUCUUCGGAAGCUCUUCCAGUCGUCGUAUGGAUUCACGGCGGUGGUUUUACUGAGGGUAGCAAUGACAUUGCCUACCAAACCCCGACUCGAUGGGUGCAGAAAAGCCAGAAGCAUAUCGUUGUCGCCAUCAACUACCGUCUUGGGCUCUGGGGAUUCCCCAAUGCUGCAGGUCUUGACCUCAAGGAACAGAAUCUGGGGCUUUUGGACCAGCGUCUGGCUGUUGAAUGGGUCCGGGACAACAUCGCCAAAUUCGGCGGCGACCCUGAGCGCAUCGUCCUCUGGGGUCAAAGUGCCGGCGCCGCGUCGGUCUCGUACUACCAAUACGCAUACGCCGAGGACCCCAUCGCCAUUGGUUUCAUCAAGAACUCGGGAUCACCGUUCAUCCCCAUCGGAAGCGCCGACACGACACACUCUAGCUUCACGUCGCUGGCGACCGCAUUCGGGUGCCAAGAUGAUGAGCUGGCAUGCUUGAGGAAGGUUCCUUUCCGGGACAUCCAAAAGUAUCUCGGCCAAGCCAGUAAUCUGACGUUCAACGUUGUCGUUGACGAGAGAACCAAGUUUUCCGACUAUGCAGAGCGCACCUUGAACGGAAAGGUCGCCCAAGGGCCCUCGAUCGUCGGUUCGACCAGGGAUGAAUGGAACUUCAGCGGUAGCUCUGAAGCUCCACCAACCAACGGCUCCGAUGUGGUGGCCGACAACUUGUUCGGGUGCCCGGCGCACUACGAGACUGGACUGAGGAACAUUGCCGGUCUCCGGACGUAUCGCUACAUGUACUCGAGCAACUUCACCAACAUCAUGCCCGGAGGCCAGGGGGCGUUCCAUUCGGCGGAGCUUCCUCUAAUUUUCGGGACUCACGACAUUGCGCGUGAGAAUUCUACCGCGUUUGAGUAUGAAGUCAGCGACGAGAUGCAGGACUUGUGGCUUUCCUUCAUUGUGGAUCCCGAAAACGGACCGACGAGUGAAGGCUGGGAUGCCACGCCUUUGGGAGGCCUUGAGACGACCCAAACGGGUAUCGAUAUUGGUUACCAAGGAACUCUUGUGCAGCCAUUUUCCUGGGCUGCUUGGGAGACGGCAUGCACCAACGCCACUGUUGCCUGA
Colletotrichum chrysophilum is the source of this 1518-nucleotide messenger RNA. RefSeq lists its product as uncharacterized. The record is from RefSeq and is a predicted model, not a curated record. Lineage: Eukaryota; Fungi; Ascomycota; Sordariomycetes; Glomerellales; Glomerellaceae. Bases 1 to 1518 code for a protein of 505 amino acids. The transcript has 3 exons.